Messenger RNA from Dreissena polymorpha, 5636 nucleotides. RefSeq names its product cadherin EGF LAG seven-pass G-type receptor 1-like. The transcript is spliced from 18 exons. Lineage: Eukaryota; Metazoa; Mollusca; Bivalvia; Myida; Dreissenidae. Bases 57 to 2474 code for a protein of 805 amino acids. The record is from RefSeq and is a predicted model, not a curated record. Gene Ontology annotation, biological process: homophilic cell-cell adhesion. Gene Ontology annotation, cellular component: plasma membrane; catenin complex. Gene Ontology annotation, molecular function: cadherin binding; calcium ion binding.
AUAAAAAGUUUCUAAACCAUUAAAUUCUGUUUCAGCCUGACGUAACUAAAAUCGCCAUGAUUCGUCUGCUACUGACUCUCGUCUGCGUUAUUUGCAGUCUCGUUUUGGCUAUCGCUCAAUCACAAUUAUGCAAGACCACCACCACCAAGGGAUAUGAGUUUUACUUCGAAAAUGUUCUUGAGAACACGCCUGUUGGUUCGGUGUUGGGCGUUGUUGACGUCAUAGGGAACGCGUCACAUGUAACGUUGGUGCAGGAUGACGGAGGCGCAAGCGAUCGCUUCCGGUUUGAUAACGAGACUCGCGAGGUGAAGGUCAUCACUGGACUUAACUCCGAUAGAGGAUCGGACAUCAUACUAUCCUUCAUAAUUCACUGUCAGAUUAUUGGCAGCCAAGACAGGUCGGACAUCAAGAUAUAUUUGGUGAUGGUCGACUUCAACGACAACCCUCCAGUGUUCAGUAAGACUCACUACAACGUGACUGUGUCGGAGGACGUGCUAGUGGACACGGUGAUAUACAGGGACGUGAAUGCCACGGACAACGACAAGGAAUAUGACGGAAACAGCCGAGUGUCGUACCGCGUUGCCGACUCCACGAACAAAUUGCAUAAAGAGUAUUUUAAGAUCGAUGUACCCAGCCGCUCUGACAUCAAGCUCGCUCGGGCGCUUGACUUUGAGACACUGAGCGUCCUGGUGAUCGAGAUAUGGGCAGUGGACUCGCCAGCACCAGGACGCGGAACGCCUCUGACGGCGACGGCAACGUUAACGGUCUACGUCACGGACGCCGACGAUCUCAAUCCGCAGUUCACGGCCAAUUCCUACCGCGGCGUCAUAGACGAGGACGCACCCAUUGGUACGGUGGUCCAGGUAGUGCCCAAAUUACUUGCCAAGGACGGGGAUGCCCUCAAUGCUACCAUCAUAUACCGACUGUUGGAUCAAUACAACUUAUUUGCAAUCAACGAGACAACAGCCGAAGUGCGUACACUGAGGAAUCUCUACGUCGACGUACCCUCCCUGACGGUGGUCGUUCUGGCUAUCCAAGCGGACAACGCCGAGCGUCAGUGGUUCACGAUGCUUACCAUAAGCGUCACGGCGUCCAAUCUCAACGCGCCAAGAUUCUCCGCUGACAUCUACAACGUCACCAAAUCAGAGCUCGAGCCGGUUGGUAACGUCAUUGUAGCGACCAUGGCCACAGACACUGAUUUUAGGUCUAUAACGGGCACUGUGAUCGGGUACGCCAUAGUGGAGUCCACAGACCAGUUCUCCAUAGACCAACAGGGAGUGAUCGUGUUGGAUACGCCCCUGGACUACGAGACGUGGCACAGGCGCACAUUGCACGUGACCGCUACCGACGGAAGUAACACGGCGACGGCGACGGUGAUAAUCGACGUUGUCGACGUUAACGACAACAACCCGCUACUCUUCGUGGACGCGGUGGAAAUAGCCUCUGAACGCGUCAACGGAAAAGUUGUUACUUCUUUAAGGGCAUCUGACAAGGACCAGGCCGACUCGCUCCGAUUCGAACUACGCUCCUAUGCAAACUUAUUCGCGAUCAGAGGAAUUCCACAGUUUUCGGGUUCGAAUCUGACCUGGGCGGAGGUCUACAUCCGUGCGGAACCGGUUCUGCUUACAAGGGACAAAUACUCCCUACUGCUCUGUGUGAUCGACAGCGGUCAGCCGCCGCGGGAGUCCUCAGUCAUCAUCGAAGUGAACUUUCCGCCGAUCGUCGGCCCGGUGACGCCACUUCCGGGUACCACCCUCGGUAGUACCGGAAGCACUAGAUCGACAACAGAGCCGGUAGCGGCGGCGAGCGUCUUGGUGGAGAAAGACAACAUGCUUGCGAUAAUACUUGGGGCGGUCGCUGGGAUACUGCUGGUGAUAAUCCUUAUCUUGAUCGCGUUCAUAAUCUGGAGAAAUAAGCGUAUGAGGGAGGAGCUUAACAGAGCACGUGCUCCACGCGGUCACUCGGCGAAGGGCCUUACGUAUCGGCAGGCGGAAACACCCGACGAUCUUCCGAAAAUGGAUUUGAGCUUUCAGGAAGAAACCGAUGAUGUGUCCGCGUAUGACGGCGGAACUUCAGUGCAAGAGAACCCAUUGAGCGACACCGGUGUAAACACCGGAUACUACCCGAGCAGUGGAUCCUCUAUGGACAGAGAUGUGGGUGAAAUAAACAUUGAAACCGCGAUCGUGCCGUACGACGAGGACGGUUACGGAUACGAACGGAAAACUCCGAUGUAUGUUAACGAAGAACAACAACCGUAUUCAGGCGAUGAUACGGUUAGUAACAAUUCGAGCCACAGUGACAGCACGGGCGGUAGUCGGAGAGGCCUGGUGAAUUCCAAUCCGGCGGAGGGCGGCAAGCUGACCAGCUGGGACAGCGACGAUAACCUGCAUCCCCAGGGCGCACAGAAAGUGAACACCAAGGGGAGUCUGGCCUCAAAGAAAAAGGAACGCCCUGAGAUCACGGUGUAUUUUUAGAGACUUGUGUUCCAACCUUCAACAGCCAGACAGCGAAAAUACUCAUUUGAAACUCAAGAAAAUGGUUAACAAACAAACAUGUCUUCCAUAAUUCCAAGCCGCAUAAUUGUUCAUGUAUUAAGGAUCGAUCGUGAAUAGGUAUAAUACUUUGUAAAAGCCGUUAACAAAAAUUACGGUAAUGCCUUCUGGUUUUUCAAUAUGUUUCUAACGUUGCAAUAGCCAAAACUAUCCGCAUGCGCUGUGAUGCCUUUAUUCUUGCAUACUGGUAACUUUUAUACCGGAAACCAUUAGUAUUCGUCGUACACUAAUUUUGGUUGAUUAUCGUGGAUCCUCUCAACCAUCUCAAAUGCCGAAAAUACUUUUAAUCAGAAGUCUUAUAUCAGAAAUUUCAUUAAAAUUUCAAUAAUUUAUUAUCAAACUAAAAUGCCAGAUUUUAUGAAUCUACGAAAUGUCAUGUAAACAAAAAUAAUUUAAAGAAAAAGUAAAACAUUCAGUUAUUAUUUUCGUUUGUUUGAACGGUUUAAGUCUUGGAGACCUCAAGGGAUUUCGUUUACCGAAUCUUAACUGAAAAACAUUACUGUAAAAUAAUUAUUUUUCGCUGGGCAUUAAUUUUUGUGGGUUGACCGAUCCCAAAACACGUCGGAACAUGAGCGACGCAAAUUGUUCUUCUUUUCAAAAUCAGAAAUCCGCGAAUUCACGUCUCAACGCCAGAGUCAUUUUGUACCACGACAUUUCAUACCGACGAAUAUAAAUGGUUUUUAUAGCAAAAUUAAAGACUUUAAUGUUUUCACUAAUUAUUAACUGGUGGUAUAGUUAUUUAUCCCACUUGUACAUCGAAUACGGUUGAUUAAAGCCCCGUUUAUUAAAUGUAUGCAAUAAUCAACGGCACGUACUAAGUUGUUAGGCUACGUUGUAAACAAAUGUAGUUCCUUGUAUAUAACAACUAAAUGUUAUAUUGAUGUUAUAAAACUUAUAGAUUUGCAAUUCAAAUUGAAUACAAUUGUAAUUAAUAACGCACAACUCUUUGUCACAGAACGAUAUUCUGAUUUAAAAAAAAAUGAUUAUUUGAUCAGCGGUUAUUUUUGGAACGCGGAGUAAUACAUUGACCUUAGUUACACUACAGUCGUUAUCAAAGUACGACAAACACUCAUGAAAACAAAUUUUGUUUAAAUAAAAAGGUUUACUGAAUGAAAAGUGGGAUAAAUUGAUUAAUAGAUUAGUGUUGAUUAUAGAUCAGGUUUAUCAUGCUCGGCACGAAAACGAAAAAGCACUCGCCAAGGCUCGUGAUUUUUGAUUUCCAAGCCUCGCAUGAUAAACCUGAUCUAUAAUCAACACUAACCUAUUAUUCUCUAUGUAUCCAUACAUACGGAUAGCUGACUCAACAACCAACAUUUCACCGUAAUUCUGAAAGUAUGUGUAAAUGUCCAUGUAUUUUUUAUCAAUUCUUGUUGAAUUAAUGAUGUUCAAUUGUAUUGUUGAUAUUUUUAAAAUAUAUUUAUAUUGUUAUUUAAACAGAAUUAUUAUGAUGUAUGAAACAUUUGCACCUUUUGUGUGUAAAAUGCCAAUUGUUUGGAAUCAUCAUUUUACUGAUUAUUGUUCAGGCGCGUGAUCUGUAUUGUUCAGUGUGUCCCAUUACUUGUUGUAUCGUAUGGUUCGCCAACUUUAACCUGUUAGUUGUGAACUCUAUUAUUAUAAAUUAAACGCUUGAAUGAUGCCAUGUACUUCAAUGGGAUAUUUCUGUGUCUAUUUAACCCGAUACAAGUUUGAAAACUUAUGUAUUCAUAACGGUGCCUUAAUAUAUUCAUGCAUAAAGGACAGUAUCAGCUUAACCCAUUUAUGUCUAGCGUCUAGAAAAAGGCCUUGGCUAACAGCGUAGACACAGAUGAGACGCCGCAUGAUGAGGCGUCUCAUCAGGGUCUGCGCUGUGUGCUUAAAGGAAUUUCUGUAAGAAAUACUCUAAAUAAAGAAAUAAAUAUACUAGACAUCCCUAAUUUUUGGAAAUAAAUUGAUCCAAUUUAGAAGGAUGGGAGAGUCCACUAGGCAUACAUGGGUUAAAUUGGACAUGCCUUAUGAGCCGCGUCAUGCAAAAAUGGGUCUUAUGCCAUAUGCUGCCAGUAAUGUCAGGAGCUUCUCUGUCCGCUAAUGGGACCACGAUACCUUGCAUGACUUAAUUGCGGACGGGGUGACUACUAACCAGACUGACCAAAUUGCACAGGCUGGUCUGGAGCUACGCUGGUCAAAUAGCUCAUAAAUACCAUUUUCGCAUGACGCUUAUCGGAAUGAAUGGCAGGAAUGUAAACGCCCUUCGUCCGUAAGCAAAAUAUUACAUAUAUACUCAUCUAUAUAAAAGGGCUGCGGGCUAUUUUGGCUUACAUUUAAAUAUAAAGUUUGUUCAAGCGUGUAACAACUCACUGCCUUUUGUGUUUGCGUGUUGUGCCAUCCUGAUCCUAUUGUUAAUACGUGUUAGAAUAAUUGUUUGUAUCCCGGGCCAAAGGCGUGUUCCGUACGUCCGUCAUUCCGGACGUAUGUUGCCAACUAUACAAGGCUAUAUGUCAGAAACUGUACAUGUAUGUAAUAUAUCAACAUGAAACUUCAUGGGUGUAUAUAUAUCAAUAAGGAGAAUUGCCUUGCACAAGAACCAUAAUCCUACACUUUCUGAAAUAUGAGUUAUUAUGAGCCCUUUGCUGUUUCUGUAUGAUGUAACCUGUCUCAGAUACGCUACAGGAUUUCAACAUAAAACUUCAUGGGUGUAUAGAUAUCAAGGAGGAGAAUUUCAAUGCAUAAAAACAAUUACCCUACUUUUUUUAUAAAACCGUUUAUCAAUGGAUUUGUACCCAUCCAUAAACAAAAUUUAUUUGGCGGGGGAUAUCAAUUCAAUGAAUUUGCUUGUUUAAACAAGCAUUCUUGCCUUGAAAGCAUAUGCUUUCUACACCUUAUAUCGUGUUUUAAGGAGUCGUUAGAUCUAGUUCUUGUUUCGACAUAAUGCAUCCCUUAAUGAUUUUUUACGUAAUAUAUAAAAUGCUUCUUUCAUAAUACAGAUUGUAUGUAUGAUAGGUGUUUUCAUUCAAAUGUUUAUUUUUUGUACAAAAUAAUUAUGUAUCGUAACUUUGUAUUGAAAUGAUGCAUAUCAAGAAAAAGUAAAAAUAAAAUGACAUGCAGAUA